UGAACCUAUAGAGAGAGAGAACUCAGGUGCUUUCUACAGAUGUCUCUGUAAGCCUGGCUCUACUCCAGUAGGUGAGGUGAAUACAGGCAGAGAACAGUGUAGGCUGAGUAUAGGCAUGCACCCAGAUACUUCAUUUACCUUUAGGUUUAUCUAUGGUUAGCUAACGGGUUGAGUCGGGAUGGACGGUUUCUCCAGUCUGAGGAGAACACAGAAAAGAUAUCCGUCCAACUCUGCCAGUCUCUCCAACCUUCACUAUCCUUCCAGCACAGGACCUUUACAGAGACCUUCUUCAUCUGUAAGUUACUCUCCUUCCACAUAUCAUCCAACAUCCUUUCAUCCUUCCUCCUCUCCCACCCCUCCUCCUCCUUCUCUACCAACAACAACAUCAGGUUCCAACAACCUUCACUACACUAACAACACCUCUAGUAGACUAAACAACUCCGGAAGUGCUGCUUCCUCCAGACUGAGCAGUCCUGUAAACUCCAAUAUCAGACCAAGUUUCCCAACCAGUUCAGGAUACAGUUCUAACAACGGAUCCGGAUACGGGUCAAAUAAUAGUUCGGGAUACGGGGCUAAUAAUAAUUCCGGAUAUGGUUCGAAUAACAGCUCCGGGUAUAGUUCUAACAACAGCCCUGGGUACGGUCCCAACCUCAGCUCCGGGUAUGGGUCUAAUAACGGCUCUGGGUAUGGUUUAAACAUUGGAGGGGGAUAUACAACCAUCCCAAUCCAUUCUACUAAUGGGUCAGGAAACAACAGUGAGUACAGUCGAAGCAGCGCUCUCGCAGGGACUGGUCGUGUUUCUCCGGCUCCACAGUGUGUUCAGAAGGGACGGGAGUUGAGCAGAGUUGCGGCGAAACGACAGCAGCUACUGGAGUCGGUUCAGUCCGGGGCUAACGCUCUCCAACAAGAGGCCAUGAAUGUCAAGCCGAGCGGGUUGACAGGUCACAGCCUCUCUUCUCUCUCCUCCCCCGAGGUUAAAUCCAACCUGGGGGAGCUGAAGAACAGCUUGUCGGAGAUGAAGAACCUGCAGGGAGGGUUGGCAGGCUCAAGUCAGAUCCUAGCAACACAAACUCAAUCCCUCUCAGAGUCAAGAAACUCAACCUUUAACAGAUCCGUGUCGGCCAGCUCUAAUCUGUGUGCGGCCGGAGCAGGACUAAAACAGCUCGGAUUUAAGAGAAAUGAAACUAGUCCGUCCAUUAUGGAAAUACCGUCCUCCGGUGAAAUAGAUAUAGAUGAACCAUGUGAUAACCUUCCUAUAGUGACUUCUCCUAUGCCUGAACUACCAGACAUGGAUAUAAACUUCUCAGAUUCAGAAAACUCCGGUUUAACCAGUCCUAACCUUGUCUCAUCCAUGCAUAGCGGUGGACUAACCCUGAGUAAUUCUAGUCCCCUUGCUAAGAUGAGUAACCUAACCUCCUUAUCAAAUACAAAUAGUUACUCACACGAAGAACGGAAAACCUCUUCCUCUUCUAAGACCAAGAUAGUGACAGAUAAGUUUAGUUCUGAAAGUGCUACUGCCACUGCUGCCCAGACCAAGAGAAUACAGACCGGAGAUGUGAGUUAUGAAGAAAAAAUAGCUGCAUCCGCCUCUAAGGGAAGGUUGGAGAAAGACGGUAUUGUUUCGGAGAAAGAGUCCGGACUGAAACAUCAAUCCAGAACUCACAGGGUUAGCGAUGUAGUGCAGUCAGAGAGUGCAACUGCAACAAUGUCAGGGAACAGGGUUCAGGCCGGAGCUUUCUCUUCCGAAAAUGUUUCUGCUGCAACAUCAACCUUGAGAUCUACUUUAGACUCAACAGGGAAAUUUACAAGUGAGUCUCACGCGUCGUCGGCAACUUCUAAAAAGAUGAGUAUAACAUCAGGAGGGGUAACCCGAACCUCACAGCUACUCAGUUCCAAUCAGAUUAGUAAAAUGAUCAACACCAAAAUGACGAAAGAAGAAAUCAAUAAAUACUUGACAAGUUUUGAAGAUCUGGACAGGCUGGGAACCACAACUAACGUGAAGGAUGUAGAGAAUGCUCUUGUAAAAUAUUGCGGAGUCAUGUCCAACACUGUGGAACAACUCAAGUCGGAGCAUAACGAGGAUUCCUUGGCGAGCAUGAUUACCAAAGUGAACGACAUGAUGUCCUCGGCCUGGAAAGUUCCGAGGUUUGGUCCCGACAUCGGAGAAACCCUGUGCGAUAUUAUGAGAAACAACGGUGGUAUGGAUCUUAUCAUGGAGAACCUAGGAACAGAUCAUGCUGUUCUUCAGUUUAACAGCGCUAAACUCCUAGAGAAAUGUUUAAUCACUGAGAAUAGAGAAUAUGUAGUUGAGAAAGGAUUGGAUAAAGCUGUAGCUAUUGCUAGAAAGUUAACUAGACCUGAUGUACGGGAUGUAAACCAUACUAGGGUUGGUACAGGAAUCCUGGAGAACCUCUUCAAGCACAGUGAAACCACGUGUGGGGACGUUAUUGCAAUGGGAGGUUUAGAUACAGUUGUCAACGAAUGUCAGUCAACGGAUAUUGAAACUUUACGGCAUUGUGCAAGUGCCCUGGCCAAUGCAGCUAUGUACGGAGGUUCUGAAAAUCAGGAGCUUAUGAUUAAACGUAAAGUUCCAACUUGGCUUUUCCCUCUGGCCUUUCAUAACGAUGAAACUAUAAAAUACUACGCAUGUUUGGCCAUAGCAGUUCUAGUUGCUAAUAAAGAGAUAGAAGCAGCGGUUCUGAAGAGUGGAACUCUUGAUCUUGUUGAACCCUUUGUACAAGGGAAGAACCCGGCUGAGUUUGCAGAAAUCUCCGCCCAGCAGUCAGGGGGUCAGAGUUCUACUUGGCUCAAGCGCCUCAUCCCGGUUCUACAUUCUCAGAGAGAAGAGGCUAAAAAUCUCGCAGCUUUUCAUUUCUGUAUGGAAGCUGAGAUAAAAGUAAAACAAGGUAAAACCUCAAUAUUUGAUGAAAUUGGAGCAGUGGACGCCCUGAAGAAGGUCGCUAGUAGUCCCAUGGGGAUUGCAUCCAAAUAUGCAGCUCAGGCUCUCAGGAUCAUGGGAGCUGAUGUUCCUCAUAAACUGAGCCAACAGGUUCCAACCUGGUCAGUAGAAGAUGUCAAGGAAUGGGUCAAACAGAUCGGGUUUCCACAGUUUGCGGAUUCAUUCACAGAGAGCAGAGUGGACGGAGACCUACUUCUCCAACUGACGGAGGAGAUGUUGAGAGAAGAUAUCCAGAUGAAGAACGGAAUCCUCCGGAGAAGGUUUCUCCGUGAGCUGACCAACCUGAAGAAGAGGACGGAUUACACCAGUGUGGAUAAUACAGGACUUAAUGAUUUUUUGCAAACUCUAGGCCAGGAAUAUUCAGUUUAUACUUAUGAUAUGUUAAACAAGGGGAUAGACAGGGAUACAUUGCUCAGUAUAAACGACGAGCAGCUACUCAUGGAAUGUGGUAUUUCUAAUAAAAUUCAUAGAAUUAAAAUCCAACAAGGAGUUAAAGUUGAACGUGGUGAUAUUAGCUACUCUGAAGAGAGUUUAGACAAAAACCUAGAUGUAUUUGUGAGCUACCGGAGAUCAAACGGAUCCCAGCUCGCCAGCCUUCUCAAGGUGCACCUUGAGCUACGGGACUACACAGUAUUCCUUGACGUAGCAGGGUUGGAAGCUGGUAAGUUUGAUAACAACCUGCUCCAGAGUAUACGAUCAGCUAGAAACUUUAUCCUAGUGUGUACAGCUGGAGCUAUGGACAGGUGUGUGGGGGAUCACGAACAGAAAGACUGGAUCCAUAAAGAGAUCUAUUGUGCACUCCAAUCUCAGUGUAAUAUUAUCCCAGUGUUUGAUAAUUUUGUGAUGCCAGAACCUGACAGUUUACCGGAGACAAUGCGUCCUAUCACGUCCUACAAUGGGGUUCGAUGGAUCCAUGAUUAUCAGGACGCAUGUGUAGAGAAGAUAGUCCGGUUUAUCUCCGGUGACGGAAGUAUGGGUGGACCCAUUAUGGAGCGGUUUCUAGCUGGCUCCAAUACUGGAUCCCAGUACUCUUACGGUAGACAGAACACAUACCAGAGAACCAUCUCGGAGGAGAGUAAUGCUCCGUCAACCCGCUCCGAUGAAACCUCAACCCUUGGGAACCAACCACAAUGACUUCUUGCGCCUGUUUCAACACUACAAACUAAACUAUUAUGUCCAGAUACUCCAAACCCUCCACCUCGGAAAGUUUCUCAGUUUCGUCCUCAGAAAUCUUCUCUCUCCUGCUCCAAACCCAACCUUAGAUCUUUCAGUCCUGCUCGAUCCGUUUCUCCGAUGACAAGCGGACGACUGCCUGGUUUAGGACGGCCGGUCCAGCUCACGGUCCCUUCUCUCGGGCGACAAAGUCCUCUAAUUCUCACUAAAGUCCCGUACAGUCCUGUAAUGAGAAGAACCCGGAAAGUUUCAACCAAUCCUCAGAUGAGGAAAUCUUUGAGCUUAGACAAUGUGAGAGUACAGAACUUUACUCCGGAGACUCGAGAGGAUUUUUUCCACGAGAAAAUUGAGGAAAAUGAAGAUGUUGCAAAUGAGCAGGAAUCUGCAGUCUCGGCAAAUUCCGAGAAGGUUGAGACUGUGAACUUUCCUUCUCCGGAUACUCAUGCCAAACCUGCCAAAUUUAACGAGGUUUUGACACGAGUUGGUGACAACUUCUGCUCCAGUUAUAGUUCCCUGCCAAGACCUGUCUCCAGGAGUAAGAGUAUAACACGAUCUCUAGUUCCCAAGAUGAGACAAAUGUUUGAGAAGUCUCGAAGCUGUGAUCCGGAGUGGGGUGAGGAGAACUCAGUACCUGAACCACGGAGAAGAUUCCAGACUAAGGACGGAACGGAGUCAACUCGAUCUAGUUUUGUCCUGUUAGAAACAGGACCCA
Messenger RNA from Eurytemora carolleeae, 4844 nucleotides. It is a transcript of the gene Sarm, whose product is annotated as sterile alpha and TIR motif-containing protein 1. The transcript is spliced from 6 exons. Gene Ontology annotation, molecular function: protein binding; NAD+ nucleosidase activity; signaling adaptor activity. Gene Ontology annotation, biological process: signal transduction; negative regulation of MyD88-independent toll-like receptor signaling pathway; response to axon injury. The record is from RefSeq and is a predicted model, not a curated record. Gene Ontology annotation, cellular component: dendrite. NCBI's taxonomy places the organism in Eukaryota, Metazoa, Arthropoda, Copepoda, Calanoida, Temoridae. The coding region runs from base 179 to 4093 and encodes 1304 amino acids.